Messenger RNA from Fusarium venenatum, 1002 nucleotides. RefSeq lists its product as uncharacterized. The record is from RefSeq and is a predicted model, not a curated record. Lineage: Eukaryota; Fungi; Ascomycota; Sordariomycetes; Hypocreales; Nectriaceae.
AUGGCAGACUUUUCAGCCCGAAGACGAGAGAACAUUGAAAAUAACGCGCUUCUUCUCAAGGAUAUCAAACCCUUAAUUCCCAAGACAGAACCUCGCUCAGCCGAAACCAAUACCAGUACCAAAAACAACAAACGAAAGGCGAACCCACCGCGCGCGCCUACAAGACAAUCAAGGCGCAUAGCUGAAGCUGUAUCAAAGCCAACAUAUGACGACAACGACGAUGACUAUGACAGCGUCCGUAGAACUUCUUCACGAAGAAACGCCCCUCGUGUGAAAAGAAGCCGAGAUUCUAGUCGAGCUCUUCCCGGGUCGGAUUCAGACUCCGAAACCAACCCCGAACCUGUAAAGGAUGUGGAAUCAAUCAUAGCUGGAUGGACUGCAUGGGAACCUGAGAGCGAAGAACCGAUUCGCGAUAUCGAUGGAACAUUCCGUUUCGAGUCGCAUCCUGAUUUCCGCCCAAACAAAUCACCGGAGGAGAUCAUUCGCGAGGGAAGCUUUGGUGGAUCCUACUGGAGACCUCUGUACUCAAAGCGCCUUAAGAUCACCGUGAAAGACGAUUGGAAAGAACUCCCAGAGUCAUGGACAGCUGGCCUGGACGUGGAUACAUAUCUCACCAGUACCACUUACGACCCAGAGAUCAACAAAUACGGAGUGCAAUGUGGACAAAGCAUCGAAGAAUGGGAGGCAGCUGGCUGGAUUGCUCACGAGUACGAUGUUCGGGGUUGGUUCCAGUGGUACUGUCGGUUUUACAUGGGUCGUCGCUGUGCCGAUGACGAGCGCCAGAUCAGCCGCUGGAAGAAAUGUGUAGGCGAGACUGGUCGCUGGCGAAGGAUCUUGCUCAAGAAAUAUGUUGCUCUUGGGAUACGGAGUGUGUUUGCUGAUGACGAUGGGGAGGAUGAGGAUGGACCUGAUGUGAGUCCUGUGGUACAUCAGACAUGCCAUCACUGGGCGUAUGAGGUCCACCAGGACGCUCUGGAUCGUUUUUGGGCUGAUGGAAAGUAA